UCAGUGCUUCCAGGAAGUUGAAUCGAGCGCGGAGUGGCAGGAUCGCAGAUCGGAUGAAAGGAGCUGUUCUUCAGGCAAAAUGACUUUCAACCGGUUGUUGUCUCGAGCUGUCCUCGUCAGCAGAGCACUGUUCAACUGGAAUACAGCCACCUGAAUCAAGUACCAUACAUGGGUUUAUACAUGGUACACACAUUGCUCAGUUCCACUGAAUGCAGUGUGUGGUUCUUCAUGCUCUGUUUCUGGUUUCCAGUUGGAUCCAGGUCUAUGUUCACAAGCUCCAAGCCUGACUUCACCAACCCCAGCUGGUUCCGAGUGGGUCUUGCCUUUGGAUCAUCUGUUUUCAUCUGGGGCCUGCUCUUCAAGCAGCACAGCACAGACGUACAUGAGUACAAAGUGAGGAAUGGCCUGGAAUAACCCGCCACAGUGGUAUGAGGUGGUCUGGUCCUCUUCUAGGAUGCACCUGUCUGUGCGCUUCUUUCUGUUUCCACUGUUCCUGGUUCCUCACCCUGAAUUCUGUGUAAAAUAAAAAUGUAUUAUAUGAAAUA
This is a messenger RNA of Morone saxatilis (striped sea-bass), 545 nucleotides long. RefSeq names its product NADH:ubiquinone oxidoreductase subunit C1 (gene ndufc1). Gene Ontology annotation, cellular component: mitochondrion. The record is from RefSeq and is a predicted model, not a curated record. The coding region runs from base 169 to 414 and encodes 81 amino acids. NCBI's taxonomy places the organism in Eukaryota, Metazoa, Chordata, Actinopteri, Moronidae. The transcript is spliced from 4 exons.